Striga hermonthica is the source of this 2061-nucleotide messenger RNA. NCBI's taxonomy places the organism in Eukaryota, Viridiplantae, Streptophyta, Magnoliopsida, Lamiales, Orobanchaceae. The record is from the annotation of a GenBank genome assembly.
AUGAUCAAGAAAGCAUGUCUAUGGCCCGGCCCAUUUGCCCUGAUCGCGAUCCUACCCGUUUUCCUACUCACCAACCGGAUACGGGCCGACCCGAGAACCCAAACCGUUCUCUUCACGUGCGGGACCCAACCGGAGGACAACCAGACCGCCUUCGUUCCCAAUUUCGUGGCCGCCAUGGAAAACAUAAGCACCCAAGUCCGGGCCUCGGGCUUCGGUACGGCCUCAGUGGGUUCCGGGCCCAAUACGAAUUACGGGCUGGCCCAAUGCUACGGGGACCUCUCGCUAGUGGACUGCGUUCUCUGCUACGCCGCGGCCCGUACUCUCCUCCCCCAGUGCUACCCAGGCAACGGUGGCCGCGUCUACCUCGACGGCUGCUUCAUGAGAUCCGAAAACUACACUUUUUUCGAGGAGUGGGCCGGGCCCGGAGACCGGGCCGUUUGUGGGAACGUGACCCGGAUGGGCACGGGUUUUCGGGACUCGGCCCGGCGGGCCGUGGAGCAAGCGGGUUCGACUGCGCCGGGUAAUAACGGGUUCGCGCGGGCCCGUGUGGGAGUACCCGGAUUUAGGAAUUUGUCGGUUUACGUUCUGGCCAAUUGCUGGAGGACGAUAGGGGAGCAGGCCUGCCGGGCCUGUUUGGCGAACGCGACUGAAUCGGUUUUGGGCUGUUUGCCGUCGACUGAGGGCCGAGCCCUUAAAACAGGCUGUUUCGUGAGGUAUUCGGAUACGGAUUUUCUUAAUCCCGUGGCCGUGAUUGGGAGCUCGAGAGGAAGGAUUAUAGCUAUUGUGGUGGCAUCUGUUAGUGCAGUAGCUGUUUUGAUAACUGGAGCUUAUAUUGGAGUUUACAUUUGGAAGAACAAAGUGAUUGAGAAGAAGAGAAAAGGUGAUGCACAUAAACUGGUGAAAACUCUUCAUGACAGCAGCUUAAACUUCAAAUAUUCGACCCUCGAAAAAGCAACCGGUUCUUUCGACCCAGCAAACAAGCUCGGGCAGGGCGGGUUCGGGACAGUCUAUAAGGGAGUUUUACCGGACGGGAGAGAAAUUGCCGUCAAGAGGCUCUUCUUCAACAACAGGCACCGAGCGGCUGAUUUCUACAAUGAAGUCAACAUUAUAAGUAGCGUGGAGCACAAAAACUUAGUCCGGCUGUUAGGGUGCAGCUGCUCGGGACCCGAAAGCCUUCUCGUUUACGAAUUCUUAUCGAACCAAAGCCUCGACCGUUAUAUUUUCGAUCCAAUCAAAGGUAAGACAUUAAACUGGGAGAAAAGGUUCGAUAUAAUUAUAGGCACGGCCGAGGGCUUGGUUUACCUUCACGAAAACACGAAUGUAAGAAUUAUACAUAGAGACAUUAAGGCAAGCAAUAUCCUCUUGGACUCGAGAUUAAGAGCGAAAAUCGCAGAUUUUGGGUUGGCCAGGUCUUUUCAAGGAGAUAAGAGCCACAUAAGCACAGCCAUAGCAGGAACAUUGGGAUAUAUGGCCCCGGAAUACCUAGCACACGGUCAGCUAACAGAAAAGGCCGAUGUCUACAGCUUCGGUGUUCUUCUAUUCGAAAUCGUCACAGGUCGGAUGAAUAACCGAAGCAAAAACUCAGAGUACUCGGACAGCCUUAUAUCCAUAGUGUGGAUUCAUUUUCAAGAAAACUUGGUCGAAAAGCUACUCGACCCGAACCUAAUGCAGCACAAUUACAACAACAUUAAUAUAAAAAGGGAAAUGUUGCGUGUGAUCCACGUGGGGCUCUUGUGCACGCAAGAAAUCCCUUCUUUGAGGCCAUCAAUGUCGAAGGUUUUACUAAUGCUGGUGGAUAAAGAGGAAUUACCCCCACCGAGUAAUCCUCCUUUCAUGGAUGAGAAAACCAUGGAACUAAACGACUCGAGUGGAAAUACAUUACUACCCCUUGACUGCAGCAAUGGAGACUCGGUUGCUAAUAUGUCACAUAGUAGCAUUUACUAUCCCAGACAGGGGCAAAUCGGUGAAAGAGGGCCUGUCUCUGACGGCAGACCGGGCCGGUCUGAGAAUGGACCGGGAUUUCGGGGGUCGCCCGCCGGCCGGUUAUGGAGGGAAGAGUGA